Messenger RNA from Phytophthora sojae, 708 nucleotides. RefSeq lists its product as hypothetical. Bases 1 to 708 code for a protein of 235 amino acids. The transcript has 2 exons. NCBI's taxonomy places the organism in Eukaryota, Oomycota, Peronosporomycetes, Peronosporales, Peronosporaceae. The record is from RefSeq and is a predicted model, not a curated record.
AUGAACUUGUCAAGAGUCUUGUGCUCCCCUGAAAGGCAGGACGAAUCCGCGGUGGCGCCAGUACGAGAGGGACCAGGUCAGAAACCCCCCGAGUCAGAGACAGCCGACGAACCGCAGCUAUUCACCUUUGUGCCGGACAACGAGCGGAAGAGGUCGUAUCGCAUGAGCGCCAAGCAGCGGCAGCGUCGAACGGAGUACGAAGCUUACACGUCGCGGGUGGAGAACCUCACGUUGGACAUCAACGAGCUUCGACAGCAGAUCCGUUGCUUGUUGGAGCGUCGAGACCUGUAUUUCACGCGUCUAUUGCUUCAAGGCCAGCACUACGAGGUUCAAGUGAUCGAGCUGAGCUGGAAGUUCUUAGCCAGCCUGCGUAGUGAAACGCAUGGCCUGGCGAUAAUCAAAUCUGUGCGUGUUCUCGUCGACAUCAACACAGCCGGAGGAGAUGCUGCCAGGAUCCAACAAGUGCGAAGUACCGGAGGGGUCUGCGUCGUGGAGGUUCUUGCCAAUUUCAUCGGUCGGAUCAUUCGGGAGUCGAUCAUGGCCAUGUUCCCGCACAUUCUCAGCGACGAAGCGCUAAUCGAAAGACUCAUUGGACGGACUAUCACAUUUUCACCGCGCUUGCUGCUCUACUUCGACGCCCGACAACGAAUCGUUCGGCAAAUUGUUCAGGCAGAUAUUCUAUCAGCAAUCGCGGCUCUAGCGAUGUGA